Messenger RNA from Anolis sagrei ordinatus, 4051 nucleotides. Lineage: Eukaryota; Metazoa; Chordata; Lepidosauria; Squamata; Anolidae. The record is from RefSeq and is a predicted model, not a curated record.
AUGCACCCGAAGGACGAACAAUGGCUCGGACCGAAGUUUGCCGGCGAGGCGCGCGCGCAAAACCAGAGAAAGAAAUGGCAGGAGUGGGCGGAGAGCACGGGAGAGAGCGUCCAAUCGGAAGGCGAGGCCGCGUUCCAAAGAGCGCGCAGGCAUCCAAUGGGCGCCGGGCGGAGAGGUUCCCAACACGCUCGGCUCAAGAAUCUCAAGUAUUCAAGAUGGACGGAAGGGAAUGCGGAGGGAAGGAGCAGGGAGCGCGAGCGCGGGGCGCGCGCCGCUGCCAUAGUUGGCAAACAAAGCGGGGGCCGAGGAAACCCCGCCAAAGUUUGGAGCCACGCCGCUGGGGCACGCGGGAGCAGACGAGGAGGCCCCGGGCACUGCUGGAAGGGUCACGGUGGCCACGGAGUCGCUCCCGGGCACGAGGAGGAGGAGGAGGAGGAGGAAGAGGCGGCGCCUCCCCGCACCCCCCAGCCCCGUUCACACGAGACACGUGUCUUGCUGCAAAGUGGGAGCGCAGCGCAGGUCGUAUUGCUUUCUCUUCGUAUGACACAUAGGAAGCGCCUGUGCUCCAUGCCCCAGGCCAAUGUGCAAUAUGGAGAAACGAAGCCUGCAGAAACACAUCAGAAUGCUUUAAGCUUUGCAGAUUCUCAUUCAGUCAUUCAGCAGUCAUCAGGUUUUUCAGCGCUUCUUGGAAGAAAGCUCCCUGGAGUGCCAUUAAAGGAGUCGUUCUGUAGAUUUUCAAGCCCCAGGGACCAGAAGGGUUUCACCAAGCUAGCAAUUCUCUUUAACUUGUAUAGUUUACAUUUUGACCCUGUGAAAACGCAUAUUUGGUGCUUGAAUAAAACUGGCUCAUUAUGAUGGCAUCAUUUCAUUAUAAAUAGGAAAUAUGCCAGUUGAAUCAUCCGUGUCUGCAGCGGCCAUUCCCAGACUGUUCCGCAGAAUCCAAGGGUCCCACGAAAAAUCUUAAACCAAUUUAGCUACUGUCUGCACAUUUCAACAUUUCACAGUAGGAGUGUUUCAUCCAUCGCCAAUUUCUCACUGAUUUUUCUUUUUUUCCCUUUCUUCUACAGUUUUGGAGAUAAAAGACAUUUGGGAUACUGGGAUAUUAUUCAAAAAAUGACAAUAAUUCUUUUGCAAUAACUAGAUGUUAUGUUGGGAGCUCCCGGUGGCGCAGUGGGUUAAACCGCUGAGCUGUUGAACUUGCUGACUGAAAGGUUGCCGGGUGAAAUCCGGGGAGCGGCAUGAGCUUCCACUGUCAGCCCCAUCUUCUGCCAACCUAGCAGUUUGAAAACAUGCAAAUGUGAGUAGAUCAAUAGAUACCGCUUCAGCGGGAAGGUAACGGCGCUUCAUGCAGUCAUGUCAGCCACGUGACCGUGGAGGUGUCUAUGGACAAUGCCAGUUCUUUGGCUUAGAAACUGAGAUGAGCCCCAACCCCCAGAGUCGGAUAUGACUGGACUUAAUGUCAGGGGAAAACCUUUACCUUUUACCUAGAUGUUAUUUAAAAAGUUGGGAGCCCCUAGUAGUGCAAUGAGUUAAACCCUUGUACCAGUAGGACCGCUGACCAAUAGGUCAGAGGUUUGAAUCCAAGGAAAGCAGGAUGAGUUCCCUCUCAUCAGCUCCAGCUCCCCAUGUGGGGACAUGAGAAGCCUCCUACAAGGAUGAUAAAACAUCAAAACAUCCAGGCAUCCCCUGGGCAAUAUCCUUGCAGACGGCCAAUUCUUUCAAACCAGAAGCAACUUGCAGUUUCUCAAGUCACUCGUGACAUUUAAAAAAACCCCAAAAAGCAAUCCAGAACAUAUGAGGGUUUUUCAAAACAUUUCUGCACUUUUUAAACUCUUACUUAGAAAUUUUCAAAAACAAAUUGCGUCACUUUUCUUGCAUAGUCCCCUUCCUUUGUGAUGCAUUUUUUCCCAGCAGUGUACCAAUUUUUAAUCACAUCAGCACAAAAUGUUUUUGAUUGAGUGCAUCAUCAUUGAUGCACUGAUGUGAAUCAGUUACAGGGUUUUUUCCUUAUUCUUUGGGGUCAUGGGUGUAGCUCAGGCAUAGCCAAACUUGGGCCCUUGGGUGUUUUGGACUUCAACUCCCUCAAUUUCUAACAGCCAGUAGGGAGUUGAAGUCUAAAACACCUGGAGGGCCCAAGUUUAUUUUAUUUAUUUAGCAGUUUUGUAUACCGGUCUUCUCACCUCCAUCGAGGGACUCAGGCCGGUUUCCAACAUCAAUAUUACAAACAAUCAUUAAAAACAUCGUAUUCCAGAUUACACUAAGACAUUAAAAACAAAAUACAAUCAUAUAACUGCUAUAUAUAUAUAUAACUGCUUUGCCUAUAACUGCUGUAGCUGGAGGCCUGGAGCGCUCUGCAUCCGUCACACCAGUACAGUCAUUUUUGAACAUUUAAAUCCAUUCAUAGAUGACUGUAUGAGAGAGAAUUUUAUCAUUUUUUGAAUGUUUGCCAUGUAUGUGUACUGUGAUCCGCCCUGAGUCCCCUUGGGGAACAUCCUUGCAUACGGCCAAUUUUCUAUCCAGAAGCAACUUGCAAUUUCUUAAGUCAUUCCUGACACUUUUUUUCAAUAUAUAAAUCCCCUAAUUCCUUUCUCCUUCUCAAUUUUCCAUUGUAAAAUUUGGUCUUCCCUUUCUUUUCCAUUCUGUUACCCUUUGAUAACAUAAUAGCCAGUUUCUUGAUCCGCACUUCCUCUUUUACUCCUCCCAUUUUUAAUUGAUCCAUCAGAAUUUAAUAACUUGCCAAUGUUUGUUUUUCCAUUGUGUUUCAUAUUAUUUAUUGAUUUCCCAAAUAUCUGAUCUUUUUAUUAUCUAUUAGUCCUAUUGGAAGCAGAUCUAUUUUAUUUAUGGAAAACGUUACUUUGCCAUUUUUCCCUCAUUGUAUUGUUGAAAUUAGUGGUCCACCUUUUAUUUUCAUUAUUUCCUUAUUAUCUAACUUUACCUUACUACAUGAGCAAUGUUCCCACCCAUUAAUUGAAUUGGUAAUUUCUUUAUGUCUUGCAGUCAUAGCAAAAUGGUCACUUUAUGACUCUUUGAGAUGUUCACCCACCACUUGACUAUCCAAGUAAAAACCACUUUUAACAAAUUAUUAGAAUUAUCUUCACGUCCUCUCCUGGGCUCAUGUUUUUGCUAUUGUCAUAUAUUCUUGUUUUGUAAUUUUUGUGGCAUAUAUGUGAAACCCAAAUGAUGUCUGUCAGGGAUUUCUGAAUUGUUUCUUAUUUCAACCAUUUGUGACUGUUUUGCAGUGCUUUGACUGCCAGAAGGGUUGGAUUCAGCACUGUCUAUGUUUUUCCAAAAGAGCUACUGUGGCCAGUUAUAAUUCAAUAUGCUCAGUCAGUACAAUAAUCCCAACAGUCCAGUGAGUUGUGUUGUAAAAAACGUGUAACUAUGUGAUCUUGAUUAGUUCUUUGCAUCUAUUUCUGUCUACUAUCCACUGGAUUGUUGCAGAUAUCCUAUAAUAGAAAACUAGGCUCCUGCAAUCAAACAGAAAACUUGUUUUAAGGUGGAGAAUAGAAUACCUAUUAAAUGUAGAUCCCUUACCCCAGAGCCAUGUAUGAGAGAAGGAAGAAAGCUAUCAUGGGCAUUGCAUGUAGAUACUUUUUUGUAUAAUUGGCUAACAUCAGGCUCCAACCAAGGGCUGUGUCUCUUCUGCUUUUACUCCAAAAGCUUGUUGUUUAUUUCUAGUUACCAUUUGCUUAAUGUCUGGCUCCAAGGUCCAACAACAUAGGAGUGGGGUAAAUAACCUGCUGGGCGAGGACACGAUGUUGCAGCGGUGUCCCAAAACUUUGUAACUAAAUCAUCCAUUUCUCUUUCUCUCCUGGUGCUGCUGACAGCCAUUGAACCAGACAAUUUUAGGGAGAUCUUUCCUUUGUUAAAUAAUACAUUUGGAUUUAUUUCAGGUGGUAGAUUGUUUACUGGUUCUCUUUUUAUGUCUCUUUAAGUGGAUGUUUUGGCUAACAAGAGUUCUAGAGAAGGAAGUUCUGCUCUGGGUUCCAGUUUCUCCACCUGAUGUUUACAGGAAUCAAAUUCCAAGGUCUUCUGUGUUGGAAUAUCAAAA